This is a messenger RNA of Aphis gossypii (cotton aphid), 804 nucleotides long. Its product is annotated as general transcription factor II-I repeat domain-containing protein 2-like. The coding region runs from base 1 to 804 and encodes 267 amino acids. NCBI's taxonomy places the organism in Eukaryota, Metazoa, Arthropoda, Insecta, Hemiptera, Aphididae. The transcript has a single exon. The record is from RefSeq and is a predicted model, not a curated record.
AUGUUAUCUAAGAAGCGUAAAUAUGAAGAGGAGAAUCGAUCUUUUAAUACAUACUGGGAGGAAGAAUUCCUUUUUGUAGAAAGAAACGGUAAGCCAAUGUGUCUUUUAUGUCAAGUAACUUUGUCACAGUUCAAGGCCAGUAAUCUAAAACGCCAUCAUGACAGUAACCACCGUGGUUUUAAUAAAGAUUUUCCUGUUGGCUCUCAGUUAAGGAAAACCAAACUGAAAUCACUCAAAGAAAAACUUCAUGGUCAGAGUAGAGUUAUGUCAAUGUUUACCAAGGAAGCAGAUUUAACAACUGAAGCUGGCUUCAUCUUGGCUUUUAAUAUUGCAAAAGCAAAAAAGCCUUACACAGAGGGGGAGUUUAUUAAGAAAAACAUGGCUCAAGUUAUUUCUGUUUUAGAACCGGAAAAUAAAAAACUGCAGAAAUUAAUAAACGAAAUGCCUGUUGCUAGACACACAAUAGAGAGGCGAAUUUCUGUUAUUAGUGCCGAUAUUUUAAAUAAUUUACAAACAAAUUUAAGCAAGUGUUUAGCAGUAAGCCUGGCACUGGACGAGUCUACUGAUAUUAAAGAUAUGCCACAACUUGCCAUAUUUGUGAGGUAUUUGUCAAAAGACUUAGAGGUGGUGGAAGAACUCUUAGAACUGGUUACUUUGAAAAAUACUACUCGGGGUUGUGACAUUAAAGAAGCCCUGGAUGGGGUUUUACAGAAAAACGCAGUGCCCAUCGGUAAUAUUGUCAGCAUUGCUACCGAUGGUGCACCUUCUAUGACUGGUACAAAACAAGGGCUUAUUGGACUAUAA